GUCAUUUGUCGAAUCAUGUUCAACUUCGUCGCGUUGUGAAAAUAAUAUAAUUGUGCUGUUAAAAUAGUUUAGAACAUUAAUUGUUAUUAAUUUAUUAUUAGUUUUAUAAUUUCCUAAAACAUGGCCGACACAACAGGACAAGCCGGAGACCAGGGCCCGCCGAAGGGCAUCCCGGCGCUCAAAGCGCACGUCAUCGCCAACAAAGUGGACGUGGCCCUCUGGGCCAUCCGCUUACUCACCGUGCUGUGCACCUUCGGAUACGUGCUGCCGCUCUUCUGCAACCCGGUAUCAGCGUUCUACAAAGCCCUCCUCGGCAACGCGGCGGUCUCGGCGCUGCGCCUCCACCAGAGAAUCCCGGCGCGCGAGAUCCGGCCGUCGCGAGAAUUCCUCGCGAGAUUCUUCCUCGAGGACUCGGCCCACUAUCUGCUCUAUUCGCUCAUCUUCAUGAACGUGGCGCCCAAUUUAUUGAUCCUGACGCCCAUCUUCCUGUUCGCGCUGCUGCACGCUGCCUCCUACUCUCUCACCAUCCUCGACACGUUGGGCCAGAACUCAUUAUGGGUGGCGCGUCUCCUGAUCUCGCUGGUGGAGUUCCAGUCGCGGAACAUCCUGCGCGCCGCCGCGCUCGCUGAGAUCGUCCUGUUCCCGCUCGUGGUCUUCAUGGCACUUUUCGGCUACUGCGGCCUCAUGACCCCGUUCGUGUACUACUACUUCGUGACGUGGCGCUACGCGUCGCGCCGCAACCCCUACACGCGCAACACCUUCCGCGAGCUGCGCGUCGUGUGCGAGCGCCAGGCCGCGCGCCCCGGCCUGCCCGCGCCGCUCAAGAACGCCAUCACCGGCGGCGUGCAGCUCGUGUGCCGGCUCGCGCCGCCCAUGGACCAGCAGGCGCAAUAACGCUGAUGGCGUCACUAGGACAUAAGGACAUCUGCGACUUCGUCGCGCGCUCACACUAUACCUCCGUGUCCAGAACUCAACCAAACAUCUGUCUCUUUCUACCACACGGCUACGAUACAAGCAAGAAUGGCACGGCUCUAUAUGAGCGUAUUCAUGUCUGAAUGCCACUAGAAAAUGGCAGAGAAUUUUCAAAAAUCGAAUGUAUUUUCUAGUGGCAUAUUGAUUGAUAGUGCAACAUAAAAUAGUAGGAAAUUAAACAAACAUCAUUCAAAACAUAGACGAUCAAGCAAAUAUUGUCACUGAAAAAAGGCGCGAUAUUCAAAUUUCCUAUGGGACGAUAAACCUUUUUUUAAUGAUAAAUAGUUGCCAUGUUUACGAAUUUGCGUCAAAAAUGAAGAAAGUAGCGCCCUCUCUUCUUUUCUACAGUUUUAUAUCGCACUGUGCAGAUGGCAAAAAUUUGUGGAGAUAAAAAGUGGCAACAUUGUAAUCCUGUUUUGUCACGCAAAUUGAUUUCAAAGGAACAUUACAGUGUUGCAACUUUUUUAAUUUCCUCUUUUUUACGAAUGUCGCAAAUAUUGUUUUAAAUGACUGUCCUAUCAUGUUAUAUUAUCUGUGUUGUCACGUCACGUGACAUGUCAAUGUCAAAAUAUGUAAAUGACGUUUGUGUGUCCACUUGUGAGCUACACUGACAUAUUUAUUUAAAACUUGGUUUAUAUUGAAUCAAACUGUUGUAUUGAUAGUAUUUUAAUGGGACAAACUAAGGUAUUAUUUUAAGUUUAAUCUUACUUAAGUGUGAGUCAACGAUUUUGGUCAGAGUUGUUUUAAGCUGUUAUUUUAGCACUUUAUUCUUGUUUAUCUAUUUAAAUGGUAAACGAAAGCAGUACAAUAUCUGUCAAGUGAACCCAGACUGUAGGUUAGCACUAGGUAUUCUAGAGAAAUAUUAAAACUGUCCAAAUCUUGUCGAAAAUAUACGUUUUAGAGUCAGACCAAGCUAAUGGUGCUCCGAAAUUGACUGUUAGAAAUGUUAUAUAACGUGUGACAGGGACAGCGCGAUGGCAUUGACAUUACGCUGUCCUUGUCACACAGUGUUAUAAAACAACUAUCUUUUGCCCGGCUUCGCUCGCGUUAGAAAGAGACAAAAAGUAGCCUAUGUCACUCUCGAUCCCUUUAACUAUUUCCACUUUAAUAAUCACGUCAAUUCGUCGCUCCGUUUUGCUGUGACAGGCGGACAAACAAACAGACACACUUUCCCAUUAAUAAUAUUAGUAUGGUUUAUAAUUAUUUAAGUUCUCAUAAUAAGUGAAUUGUAAAAUUCUUAAUGAGAAUAAAUGAUCUUUAAACCUGACAGUCAAUGUGGGAGCACCAUAAGUUGGCAAUGAUUUUGAUAGCCCGCGUGCAAAGUUUAUCCAAGUUUGACGCUGAAUAGCACCAGCGUAGCGUAAAAAUCACUGCUAAUUGGUAUGACUACUACUUGUUUUUAAACCGUUAAAUUAUUGGGCUAUUCCCAUCUCGAACAAAUUCCUCAUGCAUUUCUUUAUUAGUUCCCUGUUGAAACUAAUCAUUCCAUUUGUAUAAACUUCGACGUUAUGUUUCGUUAAUGUUGUUUUUUUUUACUUUCAACAACUUUUGUAUUAACAUGGUAUGCACUUGGUUUGGGGUGAAUGUAGUCAGGAUUUUUAAAUAAAUGUUAAUAUAAGA
Messenger RNA from Leguminivora glycinivorella, 2592 nucleotides. RefSeq names its product Krueppel homolog 2 (gene Kr-h2). Gene Ontology annotation, biological process: membrane organization; endoplasmic reticulum tubular network organization. Bases 121 to 894 code for a protein of 257 amino acids. The record is from RefSeq and is a predicted model, not a curated record. Gene Ontology annotation, cellular component: membrane; endoplasmic reticulum. NCBI's taxonomy places the organism in Eukaryota, Metazoa, Arthropoda, Insecta, Lepidoptera, Tortricidae. The transcript has 7 exons.